AUGUGGAAUGAUCUUCGUGAUCGCUUUUCUCAGCAGAAUGGCCCAAGGAUCUUCCAAAUUCAGAAGGCAAUUUCUGCAAUUACUCAGGAGAAUCAAUCGGAGUAUAUUCUUCAGUUCCUCAUGGGAUUGAAUGACUCCUUUUCUCAUGUAAGAGGCCAAAUACUGUUAAUGGAUCCACUUCCACCUAUUAACAAGGUGUUCUCCUUGCUUGUUCAAGAUGAACGCCAAAGGAUGAUUUUUGGUUCGAUUGAUUCCAUGUUUCAUAAUACUACUGCCAUGAUGGUUAAUAAUGUCAAGGUUGCUUCUUCAUCUUCCAAUUCUUCUCCUGCUUAUGCGAGUACUCGAUUUGGUAAAUCGAAUGUCAUCCGCAAGGAUAGACCUACAUGCACUCACUGUGGUGUAUAUGGACAUACUGUUGAAAAGUGUUACAGACUACACGGUUUCCCACCUGGUUUCAAAUUUACCAAAGGGAGACCUGCUGCCAAUCACUCUGUUCAUCAAGUUUCUGAUCUUGAGUCAUCCCGCAACUUGUCAACCAAUCUGCCUGCAAGUUUGCCAAUCAUCCAGGAGCAAAUUCAGCAAUUGCUUGCUUUGCUGCAGCCAAAGUCUGAUAUGGCUCCACCAGUCAUUCAAGCAGGUGAACAUCAGAGUCACCUAGUGUCUCAGAUGUCAGGUACCUUCUUUCCAAUUCAAUCUCCGCACUCUGUUUUCUCAUCCAUUUCAUCUUUUCAAGUUGCCUCCCAAUUUGAAAACAAUCCAUGGAUUAUAGAUACAGGUGCUACUGACCAUAUGCACCUGUUGACUUGGAGAAUGAUUGGAGUGGGUAAAGAACAUGAAGGCUUGUUCUAUUUGGUCAAUAAACCAGUACAACCUGCAUCAAGCACUUCAAUUCCUGUCGUUAGUCUUUCUGUUAAGAAUGUUUCUUCAGAUGUAUGGCAUUACCGUUUAGGUCAUUUGUCUUCUUCACGCCUUAAGCUUCUAAGUCAAUUAGAUUCUAGCAUAUCUGUUGACUCCAAUAAGUGUUGUACUAUUUAA
This is a messenger RNA of Corylus avellana, 1035 nucleotides long. The record is from RefSeq and is a predicted model, not a curated record. Lineage: Eukaryota; Viridiplantae; Streptophyta; Magnoliopsida; Fagales; Betulaceae.